CUUGCCAUGGAGACGCCGACUGUGUUUUGAUAGAUAAACUAGCUGCUGUAUAUCACUUCAUACCAAAAGCGCCCCGAAAAUACACAUUCUCAGAUCUUGAUAUCAUCUCUUCAAGCCAGCAACACAUCACAUCAUAUUACAGCCAAAAUGUCGCUAUUCAAGUCCUUCUUCGGCAAGUCCGUCGACGGCGGACCCCCCUCUCCCACAGAAAAGUCGGCAGUGCGCGCCCUCCCGGCAGAAUGGUACACCUCCCAAGACAUGUACUCGCUCGAGCGUCGCGCCAUCUUCUCGCGCAAGUGGCUCCUCACAACCCACAAGGCGCGCAUCCCCAACCCGGGCGACUGGGUGCGGUACGACGUGGCGGGCUACCAGUUCAUCAUCGUGCGCGACCGCAAGGACGGCACCAUCCACGCCAUGCACAACGUCUGCCGCCACCGGGCCUUCCCCGUCGUGACAAAGGACGAGGGCAACAGCUAUGUCUUCUCUUGCAAGUACCACGGCUGGUCCUACGGCCUCAAGGGCAACCUCGCCAAGGCGCCGGGCUACCAGGACCUGCCGGGCUUCGACCGGGCCAAGAACAGCCUGUUCCCCAUCCACGUGCACCUCGACCGCAACGGCUUCGUGUGGGUCAACAUGGACGCGGGCGAGACGCCAGAGAUUGCCUGGUCCGACGACUUUGCCGGCAUCGACGAGCAGGAGCGGUUCCAGCACUACAACUUUGAAGACUACGUCUUCGACCACCAGUGGGACAUGGAGGGCGACUGGAACUGGAAGAUCCUGGCCGACAACUACAACGAGUGCUACCACUGCCCGACCUCGCACCCGGACAUCCCCUCCAUCGCCGACCUCAACUCGUACUUUGUCAACACGGAGAAGGCCUUUGUGCAGCACUUUGGCGAGCCGACGCCCGAGCAGAUUGCGCAGGGGUUCCGGGUGGCGGCGACGUACUACUGGCCCAACGCGUCCAUGAAUGUCUCACCACACUUCUUCAUGAUCCAGCGCUUCGUCCCCUUCGCCCCAAACAAGUCCCAGAUGCGGUACGAGGUCUACCGCAACAAGAACAGCAGCGACGAGGACUUCAAAACCAUCAGCGAAAUGUACAAGCGCAUCAUGUCCGAGGACAAGUACCUGUGUGCCAACGCCCAGCGCAACAUCGACGCCGGCGUCUUUGUCAACGGCGAGCUACACCCGGACCUCGAGAAGGGCCCGCUCUACUUCCAGAAGGUGGUGCGCGAGGUCGUGACGGAGCACUUUGAGAACGAGCGCAAGGGCGGCGCCGAGAUCUGGCCCGCCCGCCAGAAGGUGCCCGAGAAGGGCACGGGCGAGGCUACCAAGGAGGACAGGGACUUUUGCGCCGCUGUCGAGACGUGCGGCAAGCAAAAGGCUAGUUGCAUGGACGAGGGCACGCGGGUGUGUCUUGACGAGGCUAUUGCUUUCUAGGAUAUUUUUCUUUCUUGUCGUAGGUUUGCGGGCGUUCUAAGCGUUGGAUUUUCAUCUUCAUCUUGGUGCCGGCGAACGGAUCAAAGCAAUGUAAUUUCACUAUGUAAAUUCCAGUCUCCUUCAGUUCAUGUAAUUAUCUCUAGUUUUUUUCUUUGGUAAGAGAAAAAGGCAUAACAAAAUCCGGAUCCUGGUUUGUCAUUACAAGAUCUUUCUCCAGCUUUCCACGCCGCAAUUUCCAGGUCGGUAGCAAAACCAUUCCACCUGCGCC
Molecule: messenger RNA, 1708 nt
Organism: Gaeumannomyces tritici R3-111a-1
Lineage: Eukaryota; Fungi; Ascomycota; Sordariomycetes; Magnaporthales; Magnaporthaceae
Product: choline monooxygenase
Exons: 2
Coding region: 148-1440 (430 amino acids)
Molecular function (GO): 2 iron, 2 sulfur cluster binding; iron ion binding
Source: RefSeq, a predicted model, not a curated record